AUAAAUAUACUUAAUUUCACAACUGUCCAAGACGUUCUGUUGCUAUGACGACUAACGGUUUUUGAUCCAUCACAUUCCAGAUGAAACAACACGUAACAUUCAAAUCUAAGUUAGAUCCUACAACCCGACAUUACUACGGCGGUCGUAACAAUGGACAGAAAGCCCCAAAAAAGACACCGAGAGACCUUUGAAGAAAAUUACCCCAACUACAGUCCGCCUGCCAGACAACCAGGCCGGGACCGCGCAGCGACGCCCGCUGCCCGGCCAUAUCAGGCCGGAGACGGGGGUCACGCUCAACCGCUACACCGGCAAAACACGAACUACGUGGCUCCGUGUGGAGCAAGUUUUGAAUUUGGAGACGGAAAGCUUCCACCUAUAUCGACCUUUUUUGGCAAACCACUUCAGCGAGAUGUGUCAGCGAAGAGCACCAGGAGACUGGAUGUGCCGCAGGUCACUGCAGCUGGAGAACUGCUGACCCUAGAUCCAGUCCACCUAACCCCAACCUCACCCAGCCUCGAAGGUCCAGUCAUCAGUUUUACCAUCCAGCCAACAGAGGAAGAUCUGAAGCAGAUGCAGACUGGCCAGGACAAGAAUGGACACAUUAAACGGCCAAUGAAUGCCUUUAUGGUGUGGGCUUGCAUCCACCGAGCAGCCUUGCGCAAAGCCUGCCCCGAAGCCAGCAUGACGGACAUCAGUAUUCAGCUGGGCUGUGAGUGGUCCAGACUGAGUCAGGAACAGAAGAGGCCUUACUAUGAAAUGGCUGACAAACUGAAAGACAUCCACAGACACCAAUUCCCUGAUUAUGAGUUUCGCCCCCAUAAGAAGAAAGGCAGAGAGUAUUGGACCUCAGGGCAGGGAACAGGACAAGAAACUGGACAGGGAACAGGACAAGAGGCAGGUCAAGAAGCAAGACAGGGGGAAGGACAGGACCCUGGUGUUUCCUUUUUCGUCUCACAGGCCAUGCCUCCAGCUCAGUCCAAGUUUCUGGGUGCCGGCAUGUACCCAUGUCUCGCCAUGAUGCCCUACACUGUGGGCUGCUAUUCCCACCCAUCCAUUUGCCCAUAUCAUCCAAUGAGCCUCUACUCCAGGGUCCAGAUCCGCCCUUCACGGUUUUUCCACAGAUGCCAACAUGCCUGCAGCUCUAUAGAGGGAGUGAUGAAUUACCAAAACCUUCAGAGGGGAGAGACCACUCUGGCCGCCCUCACCAGGGAAUUCAUGCAGUAUCAGCCAGCUGACCGUCGUCAUGAAGUCCUCAUUAGCUCUACCACGACAUUAGAGAGCCUUGAACAGCCUGAUAUUGGCGCCAAGCAGCAGCUUUCAGCCAACAACAGAGUGGAGUGUAAAUGUGAGGAUGACAUUGACGUCGUCGGACUGCUCUAGGAGACUUUCAGACACAAUGCAGCACUGACAGCAAUAUUUAGGUCAAAUUUAUGGUCAAAGAAAUAAAAUGCUCUGUGACUGUU
Thunnus maccoyii (southern bluefin tuna) is the source of this 1463-nucleotide messenger RNA. Its product is annotated as transcription factor Sox-19b-like. Lineage: Eukaryota; Metazoa; Chordata; Actinopteri; Scombriformes; Scombridae. The record is from RefSeq and is a predicted model, not a curated record. The transcript is spliced from 5 exons. Bases 151 to 1380 code for a protein of 409 amino acids.